GACGGGACGCGAGGCAGCCAUGUUUGUUAAGGGAAAGGGAACCCAGGGAAGCUGAGAACUUUUCUUCACAUCUUAAGGUGCUCGACACCGGAAGCGGGUCCUGAAUUAUGGCGGCUUUUGCGCCGACCCCGCAAGCGACUAGUUUUCCAGCUGAGGGUAGAUGCGGUUAUUAUGUGGAAAAGAAGAAGCGGUUCUGCAGAAUGGUGGUGGCAGCAGGGAAACGGUUCUGUGGUGAACACGCUGGAGCCGCGGAGGAAGAAAAUGCUCGAAAAAGAAUCCUGUGUCCUUUAGAUCCAAAACAUACAGUAUAUGAAGAUCAACUAGCAAAGCAUUUGAAAAAAUGUAACUCAAGAGAGAAGCCAAAACCCGACUUCUUUAUUCAAGAUAUUAAUGCGGGCUUAAAGGAUGAAACAGAAAUACCUGAGCAAUUAGUGCCAAUUUCUUUUCUAUCUGAAGAACAGUUGGAAAACUUAAUUAAGAAAUUGAGAAAAGCAAGUGUAGGUUUGAACUCCACCCUUAAAGAUCAAAUUAUGUCCCAUCCAGUAUUGCAUGAUGCCCUUAAUGACCCUAAAAAUGGUGAUUCUGCUACCAAGCACCUGAAACAGCAGGCUUCUAUUUUAGGUAACAUUGAAAAAUUAAAGUUACUUGGUCCAAGAAGAUGCUUUGUUGAGUUUGGAGCAGGAAAGGGAAAAUUAUCUCACUGGGUUGAUAUUGCCUUAAAAGAUGCUGAAAAAGUGCACUUCAUCCUAGUAGAAAAGGUUACCACAAGAUUUAAGGUAGAUGGUAAACACAGAAAGAAAAAUUCAGUAUUUGAAAGACUUCAAAUUGAUAUUCAACACUUGUGUUUGAACAAGGUUCCUUUGCUAAUAGAAGAAAAACUACCUGUGGUAGGAAUUGGAAAGCAUCUGUGUGGUGUGGCAACAGAUCUUGCAUUACGAUGUUUGCUUGAAACCUAUGCUGCCAGUUGUGAGGAAAGGAAUGAAGAACCUUUAGCCAAACGCAUAAAGAAUGAUAAAACAGAAACAGAAAUUAACACUUUGGCCAAGGAAGGAAGUGAAAAAAAUGUCCCAGAGAAGUGGACCCCUGUGGCUGGCAUUGUUAUUGCACUCUGUUGUCACCACAGGUGUGAUUGGAGACAUUAUGUGGGCAAAGAAUAUUUCAGGGCUCUAGGCCUUGGAGCAGUGGAAUUCCACUAUUUCCAGCGAAUGAGUAGUUGGGCCACUUGUGGGAUGCGGAAAACAUCUUUGGAAGCCUCAAAUAUUACCACAAAGAAAAAAGAUAAUCAGAAUGAUGAGCAUGAAGUGCAUGAUGACGACGGAUACAGAAUCGCAGAUGAUAGUGCUGAUAGUUUACCUGGGUUUCUUACUAUUGGAGAAAAGAAGAAAAUAGGACAUCUUUGUAAAUUACUGAUUGACCAAGGCCGGGUACAGUAUUUACAGCAGAAGGGAUUCAGUCCUGCUUUACAGUACUAUACAGACCCUCUGGUGUCUUUGGAAAAUGUACUGUUAACAGCUCUACCAAGUCAUUCUUCAUCACCAGAAGCAGUUGCUUAGGAAAAGAAAUUUUGAACGUCUGUCUUCUGCCAAGAAAAUAACAUUUUGAAUUGUAUUUUUUUAUAUUCAUGAAAAUAUAAUUUAAAUAACAUGAACUUUAAAAAA
Messenger RNA from Trichechus manatus latirostris (Florida manatee), 1658 nucleotides. RefSeq names its product tRNA methyltransferase 13 homolog (gene TRMT13). The coding region runs from base 108 to 1553 and encodes 481 amino acids. The transcript is spliced from 11 exons. Lineage: Eukaryota; Metazoa; Chordata; Mammalia; Sirenia; Trichechidae. Gene Ontology annotation, biological process: tRNA methylation. The record is from RefSeq and is a predicted model, not a curated record.